Balaenoptera ricei (Rice's whale) is the source of this 2496-nucleotide messenger RNA. It is a transcript of the gene RDH10, whose product is annotated as retinol dehydrogenase 10. The transcript has 6 exons. The record is from RefSeq and is a predicted model, not a curated record. Gene Ontology annotation, cellular component: lipid droplet. Lineage: Eukaryota; Metazoa; Chordata; Mammalia; Artiodactyla; Balaenopteridae. The coding region runs from base 219 to 1244 and encodes 341 amino acids. Gene Ontology annotation, molecular function: oxidoreductase activity, acting on the CH-OH group of donors, NAD or NADP as acceptor.
CCCGGGGCCACCGCGCCGAGCCCGGGCGGGAGUGGCCCCGCGCAAGCGGGGAGCGGCGCUGCGCACUCCAGCCCGGCGGGCACCUCGGGGGCGGGCGCGGGGCGCAGCCUUCUGGUCCCAGCAGCUCUGACAAGCGCCCCCGGGCAUCUCGGGGGCUGCGGGGCGCGGGGUGGGCGCGGACCCGGGCGCUGGGCUCGUGCGGGGCCCCGGACGUCGCGAUGAACAUCGUGGUGGAGUUCUUCGUGGUCACUUUUAAAGUGCUCUGGGCGUUCGUGCUGGCCGCGGCGCGCUGGCUGGUGCGGCCCAAGGAAAAGAGCGUGGCCGGCCAGGUGUGCCUCAUUACGGGCGCCGGCAGCGGCCUGGGCCGCCUCUUCGCGCUCGAGUUCGCCCGGCGCCGGGCCCUGCUGGUGCUCUGGGACAUCAACACUCAGAGCAACGAGGAGACGGCGGGCAUGGUGCGCCACAUCUACCGCGACCUGGAGGCGGCGGACGCCGCCGCGCUGCAAGCUGGGAAUGGUGAGGAAGAAAUUCUGCCCCACUGUAACCUGCAGGUUUUUACCUACACCUGUGAUGUGGGAAAGAGGGAGAAUGUCUACCUGACAGCGGAGAGGGUCCGCAAGGAGGUUGGCGAGGUCUCAGUCCUGGUCAAUAAUGCUGGCGUGGUCUCUGGGCAUCACCUUCUGGAAUGUCCUGAUGAGCUCAUUGAGAGAACCAUGAUGGUCAAUUGCCACGCACACUUCUGGACCACUAAGGCUUUUCUUCCUACCAUGCUGGAGAUUAAUCAUGGUCAUAUUGUGACAGUUGCAAGUUCCUUGGGAUUGUUCAGUACUGCUGGAGUUGAGGAUUACUGCGCCAGUAAAUUUGGAGUCGUGGGUUUUCAUGAAUCCCUGAGCCAUGAGUUAAAGGCUGCGGAGAAGGAUGGAAUUAAAACCACGCUGGUUUGCCCUUACCUUGUAGACACUGGCAUGUUCAGGGGCUGCCGAAUCAGGAAAGAAAUUGAGCCUUUCCUGCCCCCUCUGAAGCCCGAUUACUGCGUGAAGCAGGCUAUGAAGGCCAUCCUCACCGACCAGCCCAUGAUCUGCACCCCCCGCCUCAUGUACAUCGUGACUUUCAUGAAGAGCAUCCUCCCUUUCGAAGCAGUUGUGUGUAUGUAUCGGUUCCUAGGAGCGGACAAGUGUAUGUACCCCUUUAUCGCUCAGCGAAAACAAGCCACAAACAAUAACGAAGCAAAAAACGGAAUCUAAGGAUCUUUUUUGUAUGGAAUAUCAUUUCUACCAGAAGACGAUCAAGAUAUCUCACUCCGACCCACAUCAUCAUGACUGGAUUAUCUCUGGAUUCUAAAUCCGCAUUGACUUUUUUUUUUUUUCAAAUCAACUUUUUAAAAAAAUAAAGUGUAAAUUAACCGACUAGAGUGCUUGGAAAAUGUGAUCAGCGUAAGUGAGCUUAAGUUGUUGCCGAUGGGGUCCUUUUCAGGCAGAACCCUAAAACCAGUCUUAUCUUUUAGACAAGCGCUGUGUGAUGUCUCCAGGCUACCAUUAUUUUUUCUGAAUGAGCAGGAAGUCUCGAGAUGAUAGCGACAGUGUGUUUCAUGUGUGUGGUUUUUCUUAAUUCCCAUAGAGUUUAUUAAUUCUUGUAAUUAAUCUCUAGCCAAUUGACACCCUUGCAACUUCAAGGACUGAUAGUGCUAUAUUUUCUCAUGUUUUCGAAGUUUCAGUUUUGCAAAGCCUGUGUGGCUCUCUCAUUGUGUUUGUAUGUACAGCUCUUUUAAAAUGGCAUUUUGAAAUCUCUAUCAAUUGGAAGUAGAUGAUGAUGUCUGAUUGUUACAGUGAAGGUGAUCAGGUCUCUUUGUUAAAGUCAUAACGACUACAGUGUUGGUCGAAUUUUAAAAUGAGCCUCUGAGAUCUUUCCUUGAGUAUCUCUUCCCCUGGAGACCUAUUUAUCCAGAAAAAGAUCAUACAUUUUCUACCUAUGAAUUUUGCUGCAUACAGAAAGUGCCCUUUCCUCAGGAAGUUGCUGUGUUUCAUUUCUUUGGAUGGACUUUGAUCUAGAAUACAUAGCAGCUCUGCAAAGAAACAGUUUCUAAAAAUGGGAACUUCUGCAUUUAAAAAUGUCCCCAUUUUUGUGCCAACUAUGAUUAGCAAGGGGGAGAAAAUCUUAUACUAUGGAGUACAUAUGGAAGGGUGUAAAGAUUCUUUUGAAAGUUUUAUUCACAUUGUAGAACAGCAAAUGACAUUUUUACAGUAUUUUUUUGUAAAGCAAACUAUUUUGUGCCUUGAAUUUGGUAAAUGUGUAUUAGUGAAACGUUGUAAAAGUGAACUUCUACCUCUGUAUCUAAAUGUAUACCAUCCACUUGUAAAUUACUAUAAACUAUUAUGUGAUUGCUUUUUUUUUUUUAGAACGUCCUGUUUAAAUAGUGACCAAUGUUUUAGGCUAUUAAAAUAAGCCAUCUUUUACUAAUUAAUUGGGAAAUUUUAUAAAGGACUGAUUAAAUUUAAA